Pararge aegeria (speckled wood butterfly) is the source of this 5745-nucleotide messenger RNA. Its product is annotated as nardilysin-like. Gene Ontology annotation, biological process: proteolysis. The coding region runs from base 1 to 3435 and encodes 1144 amino acids. Gene Ontology annotation, molecular function: metalloendopeptidase activity; metal ion binding. Lineage: Eukaryota; Metazoa; Arthropoda; Insecta; Lepidoptera; Nymphalidae. The transcript has 24 exons. The record is from RefSeq and is a predicted model, not a curated record.
AUGUCUAAAUUUUUGUCCAAAAUCAUUCAAAUAACAUCUGGAAAUCUGCAGGCUAAACACAUUCACACCGUAACCACAAUGUCUAAAAGAAAUAGCUUUCACAGGGCUCCAAAAUUUAAACCUGAAAUUAAGGUGGUGAAUAAUUCUCCCAAGACCGUUGCUAUGACUAGUAGAAAGGAGAAAGUCGAAGUUCUUCCUGAGCCCAUAAAAUCUGUAUCGGAUAAAAAACUUUACAAGACAAUAAGGCUAGAAAAUGGACUGACAGCACUUCUCAUAUCAGACCCAAGUCGACAAUUUAUUGCUGAUGAAAACAGUUCAAGUGAAGAGGAGAGCAGCGGCACUGAUGAGAGUUCUGGGCAGGAGAGUGAUGGGGCCAAGUCAGGCCAGUCAGCUGCCAGUGACCAACAUGGAAUUAAGAGACGUGCCGAGUUUGAUGAAGAAAAACUGGCAGCAUGCGCUCUUUGCGUGGGAGCAGGCAGCUACAGCGACCCUCCCGAUAUCCAGGGACUGGCGCAUUUCGUGGAACACAUGGUGUUUAUGGGCAGCGAGAAAUAUCCUAAGGAAAAUGAGUUUGAUUCAUUCAUUAAGAAAAAAGGGGGAUCCGAUAACGCAUCGACAGACUGUGAAGUGACGACCUUCUAUUUCGAGAUCCAAGAGAAGCAUUUGCCUCACGCGAUGGAUAUGUUCAGCCAGUUCUUUGUCAGUCCGCUUAUGAAGAAGGAGGCCAUGCAGCGAGAACGAGAGGCCAUCGAGUCUGAAUUCGCGAUCGCAUCGCCUUCGGAUUCCAAUCGCAAAGACCAGCUGCUGUCGAGCUUAUUCCCGGAGGGGCAUCCGGCUCGGACGUUCACCUGGGGCAACUUGCGCAGCUUGAAAGAUGAUAUACAAGAUGACGAAAAGCUGAAUCAGGCUGCCCAUGAGUUCAGGAAGCGACAUUACAGUGCGCACAGGAUGACGGUUGCUGUUCAGGCUCGCAUGGAACUGUCAGCCCUAGAACAAUACGUUAUAAACACAUUUGGACAAAUUCCCACGAAUAAAUUGCCUGCGGAUGAUUUCGGGGAGUUUGCAUUCAAACCGGACACAGUUACACCAGAAUUCAGAAGUAUUUACUACGUGAAGCCCGUUAGCGAUACCACGGAGAUACACUUGACGUGGUGUAUGCGCUCCCUGCUGUCCGAAUAUGAAUCGAAACCGCAUCAAUAUAUUUCAUACCUAUUGGGACAUGAGGGCAAAGGAAGUUUACUGUCAUACCUAAGAAAGAAGGUAUGGGCUUUAGGUAUAUAUACUGGUAACUCAGAGAGUGGCAUCGACUAUACAUCAAUGUAUAGUUUAUUUUCCACGCAAGUUGUACUUACUAAAGAGGGUCUCGAUCAUAUUGACGAGGUUCUAGAAGCAAUAUUUUCAUAUAUUAAUAUGUUGAAGACAAUCGGACCGAAAGAACGCAUAUAUGAUGAAAUAAAGACUAUAGAAGAGACAAGUUUUCGUUUUGAAGAGGAAUCUCAACCGUCGGAUUAUGUUGAAACUUUAGCGGAAAAUAUGCAUUUCUUCCCAUCCGAGCAUUAUAUCACCGGCGACAGACUGUAUUACAAAUAUGACCCUAAGGGAAUAACAGAACUAUUGGAGUGCAUGAGAGCAGACGCUGUCAACAUAAUGAUCUUGUCGAACAAACACACUGUGCCCAUACAGUACGACGCUAAAGAAAAGUGGUUCGGAACUGAAUACAAGAGAAUAGAUGUCCCAACACCGUGGCUCGAUAGAUGGUUAACAGUGAAACCCUACGAACAAUUUAAUUUGCCCGAUAAAAAUAUCUACCUCACUACAAAUUUCGAUCUGAUUCCGCCCGCAAUACCUUAUCUAGAAGAGGCAGAGAGACUUGGAAUCGAUCUUACAAAUAGUUCUAUUAAAGAUAUACAUAAAAAAGUGUCGGCGAGUGAGAGAACUAGUGUUGUGUUACAGCAAGGAGAUUUGAUUGCAACUGUAAAUCAUUUUAGGUUAGAUCAACCCAAUCUGCUGCGCAAAAACCGUCACAUGGAACUAUGGUACAAACCCGACUUCAAGUUCCGAUUUCCCACUGCGCUGUUGUAUUUGUAUUUCAUCACGCCAUUAAGUCUGAAGUCUCCUCGAGAGGCUUGUCUAAUCGAUCUGUGGACAGAUGUAUUGCAGCAAGGACUUAAGGAAGAAGUGUAUCCAGCGAAUAUGGCGGAUUUGUCGCAUUCAUUGUACGUAUCCGACAAAGGUUUGACGCUGAAGGUCAACGGCUACAGUCAAAAUUUACACUUGCUGGUGGAGCUCGUGACACGUGAAAUGCGGAAGUCGACCACAAAUCUCACGCCUGAGAUGUUCGAAGCGGUGCGGGAAGUGCGUGCGCGCACGUACCACAACGUGCUUAUCAAACCGCACAAGUUGGCUAAGGAUGUUCGGAUGAACAUUUUACUGCAGCCGUAUAUUUCGCCACGAGAUAAGGCGAUGAUUGUACAGAAUGUAACCCUGUCUGAUCUGAAGGAUUUCACCGAGAGGUUGUUGGACAGGUUAUACGUACAGAUACUGGUUCAAGGCAAUCUGGCGUGGCACGAAGCUAUCAAAAUAUCUGAAAAUGUUUUGCAUAACAUCAAAUGGGAGGGCAUAUCGGAAAAAGAAAUGCCGGAGAUUAAAGUGUACCAGUUACCUCUAGGCGAGCGUAAGAUUAGGGUUCUCAGCCUGAACCCCGCUUCCACCAACAGCAUCGUCACCAACUAUUAUCAGGGUGAGAGUACUACGUCGAAAGAUACCGCUACUUUGGAAGUUUUGAUGAUGCUAAUGGAAGAACCAGUCUUUGACGCGCUGCGGACAAAAGAGCAAUUGGGUUACAGCGUUUUCAGCAUGAUGCGGUACACCUUUGGUGUCCUUGGCUUCUCUGUCACCGUCAACACGCAGGUUGACAAAUUCAGCGUAUCGCACGUAGAUAGUCGUGUUGAGGCGUUCUUGAAAAAGUUCGCUCGGAGCACCAAACGUGGUGGUGAAAAAGCGCUGGCCGCCGCGCGGAGGUCGCUCGUGCAGUUAAAGCACACCACCGACUAUGAGCUCAAGGAUGAGGUUGAAAGAAAUUGGCGGGAGAUUGUGAGCCGGGAAUACCAGUUCCAAAGAUUAUUUAUGGAGGCGGAGUCGAUAGAAAAAAUAAGACUGGCGGACAUAAUGAGCUGGAUUGAAAAUCAUUUCUCCACUGGGAAUAAAUCUCAGUUCAGAAAAUUAUCUGUACAGAUCGUGGGCAACAAACCUAAAGAGGACAACGCAAUAAACGCGGAAGUACAACCAAAGAAUUACAGUUUGAUAUACUUGGACGCCAGCGAGCCAAUAGGGGACUCUUACGAAAACAGCGCAGAUUUCAUCAAAGACAUAGACGAGUUCAAAAAAGAUCUGCCAAUCAUAAAUGUUCCCAGAGUGGAGCUAGCUCAAUGUUGACAGGGUUGUAGAAAUGUGAAGAAAUUUAUGUACUGUUAAUUUUUUACCGCAACACUGCCAGCCUCUUUUAUUUAUCUGGUCUAUAGGUAUUCCAAAUUCUAGAUUUGCAGUAGUGAUUAACAAAACAUUUAAUUAAAUUUUUCCACUUUCCUGAUAGACUGAACCCCUUCUUUUCCCCUUCUUUGAUAGACUGCACGCUUCACUGCGUUUUAAAUCGUCUCGUCUUAGGGUGUCUAGGAUGUAUCUGAAUACUUCGUAUUUAUUUAUUUUACCAAUGAACAAAAAAUAAUUUAAAAAUUACGUCGCCGUUGUAAAUCGAUAAAAGGGCCACGUGUUACAAUACAUACAUAAUAAAAAUAUUAAUUUCAACUCAUACCCACUUCUUUUCAUCAUACUAAAGGGUACUUUUCUAUUUCUGACAGUCUCUACAGGGUGUUUCUUUACUUACUCCGAAUUUAUUUACUUUACCAUAGAAUAUACGAUAUUUAAAAAUAAGACUCCGCUGUGAAAUGUGUAAUUUAUAAAUAUUAAUUUCCAACAACUAGCCAGAAACAUCGGUUUAAAAAUCUUGCAUUAUGGGGAUGCAAAAAUAUAGUUAACCUAUAAGAAUGAAAGAGAUAGACAGAUAAAAGGCUUCAUAGAGUAGGGGUACUUAUAGAAUUUACUGAGACUGACACACAACUGUUUUGGCGGUCCAGGAACCCAUCCAGAAUAAUGGCAACUCAACCAUAUUUGUAACACAUUUGUUACUUUAAAAUAAUUAGACAAUAACUCGUUGUUGGAGUGUAUAUUAAAUAUAUUAAACUGUAUUUAAAAUGCUUGUAACCAAUACGCAUAAUAUCAACCUAAAUAUUAAAUAUAUAAAAAAGUCCGACCAUACUUUAAUUAAACGUAGAUAGAUAGAUAAUCAAUUAAUAGAAGUUUUGUUACGAAUCUAGAUGCAAAUUAAAAACGUUAUGUUGCGGUUUUAAUUUACGCUCGGAUUCUUAAUAUUAUAUUUAAUGUGUACUUAUUAACAUAGUUUCUAAAGACAGAUACGAACUUAACGAUUGUAAAAAAUCUAUUUAUGUAUGAAAUAUAUAAUUAAACUUAAAUGACAGGUCAAUAAUAUUAUUGCCUAAAACCUAUUAUUUCUUAUAUGCAAUUACUGUAAUAUAAAGUCUGCAUCCCAAUGUAGAGUAAAUUUCAUUAACUCUGUUAUUAUUUUAAAUACUUGAUUUUUUAUUACACUAGCGAAUUCUUAAAAUAGUAUAGAUCAUUUUAAUAUUUUUUGACUUGUUCUAAUGUAAUAUACUAUAUAUUUUUCUGGGUAACUACUGCUCAGCCUAAUAAAUCGAGUAAUAAUGUAUUACGUACUACCAAAGCAUUAAAAUCCAACAAAUAUCACGUUGGUGACAACGCUGUGAUAGAAUAAGGCACGAGUUCCCAACCUUUUUAAGCUAGAAGCGCACUUCGAGCUUAAGAAAUUUGUCACGACGCCCGCGCCCUAACCUAGCUACUUAAAGUAGAAAGGCACUUGUUAGUUAGGCAGAUGGAGCAACAAAUAAAUAAUCCUCAUUAUGAAACUAAUAAAUAUUAUAAUUAUGGAAUAAAUAAUUACUUUUGGAGGUUGGCCGUCAACUCUGCAAACUUAUCUCUGAUAACUUUAUAAUUUUUUGCAAUCGGCAAAAUUUAACUGAAUUAAGGGGAUAGCCAUUUAGUCAGAAAUAAUCAAAUUCAAAAUCAAUAUUCAUUUUAGGCCUAGCCAGGCCUAGUUUCUAAGCACUUUUGAAAUGUCAAGUCAGUCUGUUUGUAGUGGUUAGAAAGGCAGAUUCCACUGACAAUAUCAGUCAGUGGAAUCUAAAUCUAUUUCUAUUCAGUCUAAAAUAUAUUUUUUUAAUUACGAAAAACUACACACACAGAUUGUUAAUUGUUUGAAUUAUUUAAAUCUAAUUUAGCAGCACUCAGCCUCUUAAGAGCCCCCUCCGCUAUCGCUGGCGAUAUUUAACAUAUGUCCCAAAAGCGGCCCAGCUAUUGGAAUUUUCUCUUGAUGGUUUUCAGUAAAACCUGGCUUCUGGCAACAUGCCGGAUUACUCUCAAUGCUGGAAACCUUCUGUGUUACCACCUCAUUUCAAAGCUUUUGAUAAACUAUUUGCAGUUAAAUUGGCCACAAAGCAAAGCGUAGAACUUCGUUUGGGACGUCCUUUUCUUAUUUAGUGCGUAAUACAUCAUUACUCAAAGACUUUAUACAGUACCUCAAUCAGUUUAAUAAAUCGAGCAUGACUUAAGUUAACGCUUCUAUUUGAACAAUAAAAUGGAAUAUGUUUUCAA